UAGAAGUUAAUUAUUAGAUUAUUGCUUAGAAUAUCACUCACUUUAAGAUAAAUAUUUAAACAAAAUAGUCUAUAAAAAGUAAUGAACCGUAAUAGUAGAUAGUAGUCUGAUGACUAAAUAUAGAGUUUAGAGGAUAAUAUUUGGUUUUACUAUUUUGAUAAAAAUACUCUUGUAAUAAAAAAAUUUAUUGAAGGUUUAAAUGGAUAAAUAUUAUAAGAAAACAAUUUCAGCUUAAUAAACUUUGUUUAGAAGCUUCUAUCUAAAUAAUCAGAUACAAAAAAGGAAAGAGUUUUUAAAUUUUUAAAUUAAACAUAACAAAUUGAAAGAAAUAAAAUUCGUGAAGGAAUUUCAUAUCACUAUGAAGCUUUUAUUGCUCAUAUUUUGGAAAAUGUGGAUUUUUAUUUAAGGAAUGAGAUAUAAAUGAUUAGCUUGAAUCUUUAAAUCUAUAAACCGCAUAUAUAAAUAAAGAAAGACUUCUAUAAAAUUAAUAAAGAAAUAAAAGAUGUAUAUUCAAAAGAUGUAUACGAAAUUCCAAAUUAUAAUGAAAUCUUGUUUCAAAAGGUUGAAUAAGAAGACCAAUUUUACAAAUGUUGUUAAGAUUAUAUUGCACUUGAGAAAUUGUAUUGCUUUGAUUUCUGGGUAUUCUAGUCAGAAAAACAGCGUUAUUACAGAUAUUUUUGCACUUGCGUGAGGUUAUUUCUCUUCUUUUUCGAAUUAGCAGAGUAUAGAUAUUUAAAGAUGAGAUAUUUUAUGGAUAUCUACAAUGAAGUGUACAAUAAAGAUAUUUCUUAGUUGACUGAUGAGGAAAUUAAAAAAAUCAAAAAACAUUAAAGUUUCUUUUUUUAAGAAAAACAUUUCUAGGAAUUGGAGUAAAGCUAAUAAGACCUUGAAACAUUGUUUACUUACUGCUUUAACGAAUCUAAGUAUUGCUUAUUUUAAAUCAGUAAAAACUAUUAGGAAAAUGAUAACAAUUAUUUAGGCUUAAAGUUGCUUACCUUGCUAUUAAAUUAAUUAAGUGAGGAAUAUUAAAAAAAUAGAGAAACAAUAUAAAAAAUAAAGACAGAAAAUGUUAGAAUUAAAAGAAAUUCGCCAGAUAAAAAUAGUGAAAAAUUUUAAAAUUCAAGAGUCAAUAAUUAAAACAGCUUAUAAUAAAAUGAUGAGCAAGAUAUUCUAAACAAUUAAAAAAAAAAUUUGCUGAAAAACUUCAAUUGUGAGUUUGAAAUAGUAAGAAAAACUUUAUUAGAAAAGCUUAAAAGUAAUGAAUCAGGUUUAGUGGAAGAAUUUAACAAUAUUAUUAAUGAAAGCAAAAACAAAUACGAUGAUAUAUUAAAUAACUAAUCUAAAGAGGAAAUUGUCUAAGUGUUUAUGUUAGAUCAAAAAUCAAGUAACUUUGUCAUGGUUGACAAUUAUAUAAUCAAGUAAACAAAAAAUCAAAAAAGCUGA
Messenger RNA from Tetrahymena thermophila SB210, 1443 nucleotides. RefSeq lists its product as hypothetical. The record is from RefSeq and is a predicted model, not a curated record. Lineage: Eukaryota; Ciliophora; Oligohymenophorea; Hymenostomatida; Tetrahymenidae. The transcript is spliced from 2 exons.